AACUGGGUGGAACCAACAUGUGGUGACGACAGAGAGCUGACUGGCUCAGACUGGUUCAUCUAGUUUCACUUUCCUGAAAGCAGAAACUCAUUCAGUCGCUGCUCAGACGAGAAAAUGGCUCAGAGAGGAUCUAAUCUGACUUCAGAGAACAUUUCUUGUUCCAUCUGUCUGGAUCUGCUGAAGGAUCCAGUGGCUACUUCCUGUGGACACAGCUACUGUCUGGACUGUAUUAAAUGCCACUGGGAUGCAGAGGACGGUAAGGGAAUCUACAGCUGCCCUCAGUGCAGGAAGACCUUCACACCGAGGCCUGUCCUGGAGAAAAAUGUCCUGCUGGCAGAGUUAGUGGAGGAGCUGAAGAAGACUGGACUCCAAGCUGCUGCUGCUGCUGAUCACUGCUAUGCUGGACCUGAAGAUGUGGCCUGUGAUGUCUGCACUGGGAGGAAGAGGAAGGCUGUCAAGUCCUGUCUGGUCUGUCUGGUCUCCUACUGUAAGAAACACCUUCAGCCUCACUAUGAUGUUGCUCAGUUUAAGAAACACCAGCUGGUGGAGCCCUCCAAGAACCUCCAGGAGAACAUCUGCCCUCAUCAUGAUAAGUUGAUGGAGAUGUUCUGUUGCACUGAUCAGCAGCUGAUCUGUUAUCUCUGCUCUGUGGAUGACCAUGAAGGCCAUAAAACAGUCUCAGCUGCAGCAGAAAGGAAGCAGAAGCAGAAGGAACUUGAGCCGACUCGACAAAAAAUCCAUCAGAGAAUCCAGGACAGAGAGGAACAUGUGAAGCUGCUUCAACAGGAGCUGGAGGCCAUCAGUGUCUCUGCUGAUAAAACAGUGGAGCACAGUGAGGAGAUGUUCACCCAGAUGAUCCGUCUCAUCCAGAAAAGAAGCUCUGAGGUGAAGCAGCAGAUCAGAUCCCAGCAGGAGGCUGAAGUGAGUCGAGUCCAAGAGCUGGAGGAGAAGCUGCAGCAGGAGAUCAGUGAUCUGAAGAGGAAAGACGCUGAGCUGAAGCAGCUCUCAGAGACACCAGAUCACAGCCAGUUCCUCCACAACUACCCCUCAGUGUUAGCACUCAGCGAGUCCACACACUCAUCCAGCAUCAGCAUCCGUCCUCGGAAACACUUUGAGGACGUGACAGCAGCUGUGGAGGAGCUCAGAGAUCAACUCCAGGAUGUUCUGAGGGACGCAUGGACAAACAUCUCACUGGCCAUCACUGAAGUGGAUGUUUUACUGUCAGAACCAACGACCAGAGAUGGGUUCUUAAAAUAUUCCCGAGAAAUCACUCUGGAUCCAAACACAGCACACAGACAUCUGUUGUUUUCUGAUGGGAACAGAAAAGUGACAUUUAUGGAUCAACCUCAGUCUCAUUCUGAUCAUCCAGACAGAUUCACAUGGUGCCAGGUUCUGAGUAAAGAGAGUCUGACUGGACGUUGUUACUGGGAGGUGGAGAGGAGAGGAAGAAGAGUCUUUGUAGCAGUUGCAUACAAGAACAUCAGCAGAAAAGGGGACAUAAAUGAAUGUUUAUUUGGAUUAAAUGACAAAUCCUGGGCUUUAGUUUGUUACACCAACAGUUACAAAUUUCUGUACAACAAAACAAAAACUCUCGUCUCAGGUGAUCCUUCCUCCAGAGUAGGAGUUUACCUGGAUCACAGAGCAGGUGUUCUGUCCUUCUACAGCGUCUCUGACACCAUGACUCUCCUCCACAGAGUCCAGACCUCUUUCACUCAGCCCCUACAUGCUGGAGUUCACCUUGAUUUUGAAUCUGGAUCCUCUUUAGAGUUCAUUAAACCUGAAUAGACUGAAGUCUUUAAAGAGCAGCUGGUUAAAAUGUUUGAGCUUCCAGCUGAUUCAGUCUCAUUGUACACUGUAAAACACCACGGUUUGUUCAUAACUGUCUUUUUGUUUUUUGAACAAUCAACUGUUAUUUUAGAGAUUUAUAUUGCUGAUAAUAUCUACUUAGAACACAUAAAGAACGUUUUCAUUUACAUGUUAACUGUAAAAAAAAACUAAAGUAAAAAAACUGUAAUUAAUGUCCACAUCAAAAGUAA
Stegastes partitus (bicolor damselfish) is the source of this 2036-nucleotide messenger RNA. RefSeq names its product tripartite motif-containing protein 16-like. The transcript has a single exon. Gene Ontology annotation, molecular function: protein binding; zinc ion binding. Bases 115 to 1785 code for a protein of 556 amino acids. NCBI's taxonomy places the organism in Eukaryota, Metazoa, Chordata, Actinopteri, Pomacentridae. The record is from RefSeq and is a predicted model, not a curated record.